Chenopodium quinoa (quinoa) is the source of this 1035-nucleotide messenger RNA. Its product is annotated as 60S ribosomal protein L10a. Bases 162 to 812 code for a protein of 216 amino acids. Gene Ontology annotation, biological process: translation. Gene Ontology annotation, molecular function: structural constituent of ribosome; RNA binding. Lineage: Eukaryota; Viridiplantae; Streptophyta; Magnoliopsida; Caryophyllales; Amaranthaceae. The transcript has 6 exons. The record is from RefSeq and is a predicted model, not a curated record. Gene Ontology annotation, cellular component: large ribosomal subunit.
GUAGUAGUCCAAAAGAAAAGGCCCAGGUCCACAUAUCAAUUAAAAACCUUACUCAUUCAGUCACUCUGCUCUACUAUUUGCUGAAAUUGCAGGCAGCAGCCUAAUCAUAAACCCUAGCAAUUUCUCUGGUUCUCAAAUUUGGCCCCGUCUUAGCUUUAAUCAUGAGUAAGCUUCAGAGUGAAGCGGUGAGGGAAGCUAUAUCUGGUAUUGCAAAUGAUGCCAAGGAGAAGAAUCGCAAGUUCACUGAGACAGUUGAGCUCCAGAUUGGGCUGAAGAAUUAUGACCCACAAAAGGAUAAGCGUUUCAGUGGCUCCGUUAAGUUGCCACACAUCCCUCGUCCCAAGAUGAAGGUUUGCAUGCUUGGAGACGCACAACACGUGGAAGAGGCUGAGAGGAUAGGUUUGGAAUGGAUGGAUGUUGAAGCGUUGAAGAAGCUCAACAAGAACAAGAAAUUGGUUAAGAAGCUUGCAAAGAAGUACCAUGCUUUCCUUGCUUCUGAAGCAGUCAUUAAGCAGAUUCCGCGUUUGCUUGGUCCCGGUCUUAAUAAGGCUGGUAAGUUCCCUACACUUGUCACCCAUCAGGAACCCCUGGAGAACAAAGUGAACGAGAUCAAGGCAACCGUCAAGUUUCAGCUUAAGAAAGUUCUCUGCAUGGGAGUUGCUGUUGGUAACCUUAGUAUGGAAGAGAAGCAGAUUUUCCAAAACGUUCAAAUGAGUGUCAACUUUCUUGUUUCAUUGCUGAAGAAGAAUUGGCAAAAUGUCCGGUGCCUAUACUUGAAGAGUACCAUGGGCAAGCCAUACCGCAUCUUCUGAAACAGCCCCUUUUACCGUUGGUUGAAUGGCGUAGGAGUUGGAAGUUUUGUUUAUUGCCUUUUUGUUAUUUUCUUCAUUGUUCAUUUAAACCCUGUUCCUUGUGUGAGUUGAUAUGUUAUUCCUCAGGAAGAAUUUUGAAGAUACAUGUUUAUUGUAUUGUUAGUCUUUUUACACAUGUAUGUUUGCAAAAAAAUUAUAUUGGUCUACUAGUCUUUGAUGGCUA